Molecule: messenger RNA, 2177 nt
Organism: Calliphora vicina (urban bluebottle blowfly)
Lineage: Eukaryota; Metazoa; Arthropoda; Insecta; Diptera; Calliphoridae
Product: sialin
Exons: 8
Coding region: 371-1762 (463 amino acids)
Biological process (GO): monoatomic anion transport; transmembrane transport
Cellular component (GO): membrane
Molecular function (GO): transmembrane transporter activity
Source: RefSeq, a predicted model, not a curated record
CGCGGUUGGUUUAGAAAUACUAAGCUGAAACUAAGGAAAAGUUAAAAAAAACAAAGAAACAGUAGUUUCUAGAAGUUUAAAAGAAGAAAUACGAAUUUUUAACAACAAGAAUUAAGAAAAAUAUAAAUAUUUUAGUGCUGUGAAAGAAUUUUGAAGAAGUUGCAAAGAAAUUUCAAAUACAAAGUGAUCUUUUGUUUUAUAAAAGAUUUUUUUGUGUGGAAGCUGCCACUAAAACAAAAAUCCGUGGCUAUGAUUGUUUCUAAUUAAAACAUAUUUUUUGGAAACCCUUUUCUCUUCCUUUUAAAACAACGAUUCCUUAACAAAUACCUCAUAACAGCAGCCCAAAUUAGUUUUAAAUAGGCUAAACAAAAUGGCGUUUAUAAAUCUACCAUGUUUCAACAUACCGAAACGUUUCAAUGUAGCUGUCAUGUUAUUCAUGGCCUGCCUCAUGAGCUACAUGAUGCGCGUUAAUUUGUCCAUAAAUAUUAUUGCCAUGGUCGAGAAGACCGAUGCAAAUUCCACAGAAGUAUUACCAGAUUAUGGUCCCCGUUACAAUUGGUCUCAAAGUGAUCAGGCCAUGCUUUUGGGUGCCUAUUUCUAUGGUUAUAUGAUUACAUCAUUGCCUGCUGGUAUGUUGGCUGAAAAUUUAGGCGGUAAACCAGUGGCCGGUUACAGUUGUCUCGUUGCUGGCAUCUUAACAGCUUUAACACCUUUGGCGGCGUCUUGGGACAAAUGGGCAGUGUGGGUUUUGAGAUUUGCCAUAGGUUUCUUUACGGGCGUUGUCUAUCCCUGCUGUCACAGUUUGAUCUCCAGAUGGUCUCCACCCGAUGAAAAGGGUAAAUUUGUGGCCGCUUUAAUGGGUGGCACAUUUGGUACUGUGAUAACCUGGCCCCUAAGUGGCCUGAUAAUUGAGAAUAUGGGCUGGGAUUGGGCCUUCUAUAUGGUGGGCAUAUUUGUGGUGAUUGUGUCUGGGGCCUGGUUCGUGUUUGUGGCCGAAAGUCCUGCUGCCCACAAAACCAUUAGCAUAAAGGAACGUGAGUUAAUUGAAAAGAGUUUGGGUGAUACCGUUUCCACUAAAAAGCGCUGGCCUCCAUACAAGGCUUUGAUUUUGUCGAUGCCCUUCUGGUCUUUGAUGCUUUUGCAUUAUGGCAGCAUGUGGGGUCUAUUCUUUUUGAUCACCGCCACUCCGAAAUUCUUAAGUGAGGUAUUGGGUUUCAAUUUAGCCUCCGCCGGUUUCCUGUCUUCCUUGCCCCAUGUGGCUCGCUUGUUGUGUGCCUUUGGUUUUGGUUCGGUAGCCGAUUUAAUAAGACGCAAAAAUUGGCUGUCUGUCACCAAAAUGAGAAAAGUUUUCUGUUUGCCUUCCCAUGUUAUACCCGGUAUUUUGUUGAUCAUUUUGGCCUACUUUGGCAAGGAUCCUUAUGUAUGCAUAGCCAUUAUGACUGUAUCUUUGGGUUUCAAUGGAGCCGCCACUGCUACUAAUUUACAGAAUUCCCAGGAUUUGGCACCCAACUAUGCGGGUACUUUGUAUGGCAUCAUCAACUGUGUGGGCACUACACCUGGCAUCUUCUCACCCAUUAUAGUGGCCGCUUUUACCAAAGAAAAUAACACCAUCGAACAGUGGCAUUAUGUUUUCAUUAUUGGAGCUGCUGCCUACAUAAUACCCGCCUUUAUCUAUUGGGUAUUUGGUUCGGGUAAGAUCCAAAAAUGGAAUGAGCUGGAUAACACCGCCUCGAAGGAAGAAAUUGUUAAUACAAAAUUAUAAGAAGAUAAUAAUCCUUUCUAAACAAAUUAAUUUAAGAGUAUUUUUCAAAUUUAAGUGCUGUGCAUAGACAUUAUACCUAAAAAUUUUAUAAUAUUUUGAAAAUGAUAUUUGAUUUCAAAACUUAACUAGAAAGUUUCGCCAUAAAUUCACAAAGUUAUGGUUUUGUUAUUAUUACCUUAAUUAAUUCUCUCUGUUUUAAGUUAACUUAUAUAAAUAAUUGCAAAUUUUAAUUUAUUUGUAAGUGUUAAUUUUGCUAUUUUAUUAGUCAAUAUUUUUUAGGUUAAAUAAAUGUACAUUUUUGUGUAGUGUUAAAAUUAUUAAUAUUUUUUUAAAGAAAAAUAUGAAUACAAUAAAUACGUUAUAGUAAAUAAAUAGUAAAUCAAAUAAAUAAUACUAAUUCACUAUAAAAAUAUAA